AUGGGUGCGUUGGAGUACUGGCUGAAAAUCAGGGACUUUUACCUAUCUCCAAUAGUCCGUUUUGUCUACCACACUAUCUCCUACGCUCUCUUCCUCGUUUUCUUCAGCUACUUGAUUCUGGUGGAUUUCCAUGUUCACAUGUCCGUCGUGGAGUACAUUGUGCUCGCCUGGGUCAUCACACUUUUCAUCGAGGAAAUCAAACAG
Messenger RNA from Dibothriocephalus latus, 204 nucleotides. Lineage: Eukaryota; Metazoa; Platyhelminthes; Cestoda; Diphyllobothriidea; Diphyllobothriidae. The record is from the annotation of a GenBank genome assembly.